Messenger RNA from Cuculus canorus (common cuckoo), 2856 nucleotides. It is a transcript of the gene FHL3, whose product is annotated as four and a half LIM domains 3. Bases 303 to 1142 code for a protein of 279 amino acids. Gene Ontology annotation, cellular component: nucleus; stress fiber; Z disc. Gene Ontology annotation, molecular function: actin binding; transcription coregulator activity. The record is from RefSeq and is a predicted model, not a curated record. The transcript is spliced from 6 exons. Gene Ontology annotation, biological process: actin cytoskeleton organization. Lineage: Eukaryota; Metazoa; Chordata; Aves; Cuculiformes; Cuculidae.
CCGCCCGUACCGGGGAGAGCGGGGUGGGGGUGACCCCAGGACCGUGAUUGUGGGAAACGGGGACCGGAGGGAGCGGAGGCUGCGGGGAGUCCGGUGCCUCCGGGGCUGGGACCGGGGGGGGCGGGGGCGGGGCCCGGGCGGUGCCUGCUGCCGUCGGGGCGGUCCCGGUGCCGCCCCCCGUCCCGCCCCGAGCCCAGCCCAGCCCAUCCCGACCCAUCCUUCCCAUCGCCCGGCGAGCAGCGAGCGGGGCCGGGGCCCCGGCACCACGGGCAGCAGGGGAAGGAGGCCCUCAGGCUGGCACCAUGACAGAGUGCUUCGACUGCGACAACUGCAAGGAGUCCUUGUAUGGGCGCAAGUACAUCCAGAUGGACAAUGGCCCCUACUGCAUCCCCUGCUACGAUGCCCACUUUGCCAACACCUGUGAUGAGUGCAAGGAGCUGAUUGGCCACGACUGCAGAGAGCUGUACUACGAGGAUCGCCAUUACCACGAGCACUGCUUUCGUUGUUUCCGCUGUGACCGUUCUCUGGCCGACGAGCCGUUUACCUGCCAAGGAGAGGAGCUGCUGUGCAACGACUGCUACUGCAGCGAGUUCUCCUCUAAAUGCAUUGCCUGCGAGAAGACAGUCAUGCCAGGAUCCCGUAAGCUGGAGUACAACGGACAAACCUGGCAUGAGCAUUGCUUCAUAUGCAGCAGCUGCCAGCAGCCCAUCGGGUCACGAUCCUUCAUCCCAGACAAGAAGGAUUAUUACUGUGUCCCCUGUUAUGAGAGCAAGUUCGCUCCUCGCUGCACCCGUUGCAAAAAGACCCUGACCAAGGGAGGAGUGACUUACCGGGAUGAGCCGUGGCACAAGGAGUGUUUCGUCUGCACAGGCUGCAAGACGCCCCUGGCUGGGCAGCAGUUCACCUCCCAGGAUGACAACCCGUACUGCAUCAAGUGCUUCGGGAACCUCUACGCCAAGAAGUGCAGCGCCUGCACGAAGCCCAUCACAGGCUUUGGCGGUGGUAAAUACGUCUCCUUUGAGGACCGUCACUGGCAUCAUAAUUGCUUUAACUGCGCCCGCUGCAACACCUCACUGGUUGGGAAAGGCUUCAUCCCUGACAACGAUGAGAUCCUGUGCCGCGACUGCAGCAGCGAUCUAUGAGCUUCUGAGGACACCGUGGGGCAGGGGCUUUCUCCAUUCUUCAGGGUCUUUGUGCCAGAUACCCCAGCAGUAUUUCAGGGGCAGGGCACGAGGCGCAGGAGAUGGGGGCUGACUCCGAACCGCGGUGCCUUCUGGGGGUUCCUGUGCCCCUCCCUGAAGGCUAGAGUACGCUAUGCUAUGGCUCUGGGCAGAGUCAAAGCUAAAUAAAGUUGAAAAAGGAGCUUCAAGAUCCCCCCAUUAUUUACUCUUUCCUUUUGCUUCCUGUCUGACCAGGCACAAGCUGAGCCCAGGACGCUGGCUGAGCAAGGGGCAGCAGCUUCAGCGCUGGGCUGCUGGGUCUGCACGCUGGCAGCGUGUGUUUGCCUCCCCCUGGCACUGUGCUGACUUUUCUCUUUUCCUCCUGUGUUUCCCUUGCUCUGUGUGAUACAAGGCGGCAGCUCCUGGUCUCCGUGUGGCCUGGCCUGCGGAGCGGAUGGCUUUGCAGCACAGCCUUUCUGUACACGUGGCUGCCCUGUGGUGAUGCAGGUGUGAAGGGUACUCUCUGCCCUGUUUUGGGAGGCUUGGAGACACCAGGCUGGAGUGUGGCCAGGAGAAGAGUGUGUCCCCUACCAAGUGGGAUCCCUGUAGCCACCUCGCUGUUUGUGGGCCAGACCUUUUCCUCUGCACGUCUCCUUGGAGGUGCUCUUACUCAGAUAUGGAUGAGGAGCUCAAAUCGCUUGCAGGUACGAGGCAUUUUGCACCCACCACCUCCCUGCCCCAUUCCUGUCCAUCUGUGCUGGGGUCUCCUACGGCUGCCUCUGAGCUGGAGCUGGUGGGUAUCAGCCCACUGGUGGUCCCUGUGGAGAUGCACCUGGCAGAGCCAUGGAGAAGGGCGUGCUGAAGGCUGAGAACACCGAGAGCUUUAUUCUGUCCCUCUCUGCCAGUGGCACUGGAGGCACUGGAGACUUUCUGUUAACUGGGGGAGAGGAGGGCUGCCCGCAGGCUGCUGGGAGCACCAGAGCGGAGCGUCUGCAGGAUUGCAAAGAUCAGCUGAGGUGCCCACAACCUGUUUCUGCCAGGGCUGUGACCCCAUCCUGGCAGGCAGAGUGGCAGCUCAUCCCUUGUUGGGAUGCAAAGCAAAGCCGAGUUGGCACCUGGGCUGCCCUAAGGAGGGGCUUUUGCAUCUCACGGUUCCCUGUGUUUGCCCUAAUUGUGCAAAAUAGGACAUUUUGAACCAGCGUGGACUGGCACAAGGGCUUGAACCAUCCUUUCGUGACGGCAGAGCUGGCCCUGCGCCCCUCUGCAGUGGGAUGCUCAUGCCCGCCUUGUCUCUCCACCUUCUUGCUUCCGUCUUGCUGGGACGCUUACGCUGCCUCUGCUUUCCUGCUUAGACCCCCACCUGCUUUUCUGAAAGCACCUUCUUGUGGGUUUUUUUUUCCCCCCUUUUGUACUCUUUUUGUUAUGAAUAUCUGUCAUUUUGUAACCAAGUGCAGGAGGAAGGGGCAAGUCCCCCCCCUCCCCGGCUUCACUUAGGAACCGAAAAUGUUAUGCAUGUUGGAAUGUUAUUCACUCUGUAUUCAGCCCCUUGUUGAACCUUUGUUUUGAAAGCUUUGAUGCAGGCAAAUCAGAGUUUGUGUGUUUGCUAUUCUGAGGAGCUUGGAGCAGUCUCUAGAAGGAAGUGUCCGAAACCUCAGCCUCCUGUGUAUUUCCUACAGCUUUAUAUAAUAAACCAUUU